Talpa occidentalis (Iberian mole) is the source of this 5154-nucleotide messenger RNA. It is a transcript of the gene KYAT3, whose product is annotated as kynurenine aminotransferase 3. Gene Ontology annotation, biological process: DNA integration; biosynthetic process. Lineage: Eukaryota; Metazoa; Chordata; Mammalia; Eulipotyphla; Talpidae. The record is from RefSeq and is a predicted model, not a curated record. Gene Ontology annotation, cellular component: cytoplasm; mitochondrion. The transcript is spliced from 13 exons. Gene Ontology annotation, molecular function: pyridoxal phosphate binding; L-kynurenine:2-oxoglutarate transaminase activity; RNA-DNA hybrid ribonuclease activity. Bases 163 to 3342 code for a protein of 1059 amino acids.
GGACUGUCAGUUAAGUUCCUGGGAGUUGUUUGGUCGGGUAAGACAAAGGUUAUCCCUGAAGCUGUGAUAGAUAAAGUUCAAGCUUACCCCACUCCAACCACAGUGAAGCAGCUGCAAGCCUUUCUGGGUCUGCUGGGUUACUGGAGGGCAUUUAUACCUCACAUGGCCCAGCUCUUACGGCCCUUGUAUAUGUUAAUACGUAAGGAAGCCAGGUGGGAUUGGUCAGCUGAGGCAGACACAGCAUUUGCCACGGCCAAACGAACUAUAAAGACUGCUCAGGCCUUGCAGGUUUUUGACCCAGCCCGACCCUGUGAGCUCGAUGUACAUGUUACUCAGGAAGGGUUCGGGUGGGGACUCUGGCAGAAAUCAGAGAGGCUACGACAGCCUAUUGGGUUCUGGUCCCAACUCUGGAAGGGGGCUGAGGUUAGGUAUUCCUUAAUUGAGAAACAGUUAGCUGCGGUAUAUGCAGCCUUACUAGCCACAGAAAGUAUAACUGCCACAGCCCCUGUCUCAGUGAGAACCACUUACCCAAUAGCUGGAUGGGUACGGGACUGGACAACAAAGCCCCAUAGUGGCACUGCUCAAACGCCCACUUUGGCGAAGUGGGGGGCAUACUUAGAACAGCGCUGCACCCUGUCAACUAGCCCCUUAAGGGUGGAGUUGCAGGAGGUUCUUGGUCCUGUGACAUAUACUAGUAUGGAACCAAAUUCAGAAGCCUGUAUAGAAGCCGAACCUGAAGCUAGUCCCUACAAGGAGAGUCGAGCACCGAUUCCAGCAGAGGCCUGGUAUACAGAUGGCUCCAGCCGGGGCCAGCCAGCCUCUUGGACAGCGGUGGCUGUACACCCAGAAACAGACACUAUCUGGUUCGAAACCGGGACGGGACAGAGCAGCCAAUGGGCUGAACUGCGAGCAGUAUGGAUGGUGGUGGCCCAUGAGCCUUCCCCUGUAGUAAUCUGUACUGACAGUUGGGCUGUGUACAGGGGUCUGACACUGUGGAUUUCCACAUGGAAUUUAAAUGACUGGACAGUUAUGCAUCGGCCAUUGUGGGGCCAGGCCCUAUGGAAAGAUCUAUGGGAUCUGGGGCAUCAGAAGCAGGUGACUGUUUAUCAUGUCACAGGACAUGCCCCAUUAGCCUCACCAGGCAAUGAUGAGGCAGAUACCCUAGCCCGGGUUCGAUGGCUCGAAACUGCUCCAGGGCGGGAUGUUGCGCAGUGGCUACACAGACGCUUGCUCCACGCAGGGCAGAAGACAAUGUGGGCCACUGUACGUGCCUGGGGUCUACCUGUAACUUUAAAAGAAAUCCAGACUGCAUGUGAAACAUGUGUAGUAUGUUCUAGGACUUACCCCCGGAGACCUUUUGCAUCUACAGGCCAGGUGUUGCGGGGGCAGGUACCCCUGACACGCUGGCAGAUUGACAUCAUUGGACCACUACCUCGCUCCGAUGGACAACAAUAUGCUGUCACCUGUGUGGACACUGCUACCGGGUUAUUGGCAACUUACCCUGCUCCACAUGCGGACCAAAAGGCAGUUUUGGCAGCACUGGCACGCCUAUGUGCUGCAUAUGGACGUCCGCUGGUAGUGGAGAGCGAUCAAGGGACUCAUUUUACAGGAGCCCGGGUGCAGCAGUGGGCCAAGAACAUGGGUGUUGAAUGGAAGUUUCACACUCCCUAUAAUCCCAAAGCUGCAGGGAUUAUAGAGAGGUAUAAUGGCCUACUGAAGCAAGGACUAAGAGCCACUGCCCCCACUCAGACGCUGGCCGGGUGGAGCCGACGUCUCUGGGAGGUGUUGCAGACAUUGAAUGAGAGGAGCAGGAGAGGCGGCCUGGCUCCAGUGGAGGCAUUGCUACAUCGUGCCGCUGCUCCCAUCCAAUUACAAAUAAAGACGUCAGACAUCUUAUUAAAACCGGGACUUGGACAGCAGGGCAACAUCCUAUUGCCAGCCCCAACUGGAGUGGACCCAGGGCAGACUGUGGACUGGGAAUGGCCCUGGACAGUGAAGGCUCCCCACAUGCGGUGGGUGGCUCUGAUAGCCCCUUGGGGUCGUGGCCUGGAGGCCAAUUUACAGAUAAAACCAUGGAAAACUUCUUUAAAAUUCAAAAAUGCAAAACGUAUUGAAGGACUUGAUAAAAACGUGUGGAUUGAAUUUACUAAGCUGGCUGCAGACCCCUCUGUUGUCAAUCUUGGCCAAGGCCUUCCAGAUAUUUCUCCUCCUACAUAUGUGAAGGAAGAAUUAUCAAAGAUAGCAGCAGUGGAUAACCUGAAUCAGUAUACACGGGGCUUUGGUCAUCCAUCACUUGUGAAAGCUCUGUCCUGCUUAUAUGAAAAGUUUUAUCAAAAUAAAAUUGAUCCAAAUAAAGAAAUCCUCGUAUCAAUAGGAGCAUAUGGAUCUCUUUUCAGUGCCAUUCAAGGAUUAAUUGAUGAGGGAGAUGAAGUCAUAAUAAUAGUGCCUUACUAUGAUUGUUAUGAGCCCAUGGUGAGAAUGGCUGGAGCAACACCUGUUUAUAUUCCCCUAAGAUAUAAACCUGUUGAUGGAAAAAAAUGGUCUAGUUCUGACUGGACAUUGGACCCUCAAGAGCUAGCAAGUAAAUUUAAUUCCAAAACCAAAGCUAUUAUACUAAAUACUCCACAUAACCCUUUUGGCAAGGUUUAUUCCAAAGAGGAACUCCAAGUAAUUGCUGACCUUUGCAUCAAACAUGACACACUCUGCAUCAGUGAUGAGGUUUAUGAAUGGCUUGUAUUUACUGGAAAUAAGCAUUUCAAAAUAGCUACUUUUCCAGGUAUGUGGGAGAGAACAGUCACAAUAGGAAGUGCUGGGAAGACUUUCAGUGUAACUGGCUGGAAGCUUGGAUGGUCCGUUGGUCCUCAUCAUUUGAUAAAACAUUUACAAACCAUUCAUCAAAACACCAUUUAUACUUGUGCAACUCCUUUACAGGAAGCCUUAGCUCAAGCUUUUUGGAUUGACAUCAAGCGCAUGGAUGACCCAGAGUGUUACUUUAAUUCUUUGCCCAAAGAGUUAGAAGUAAAAAGAGAUCGGAUGAUACAUUUACUUGAAAGUGUUGGCCUAAAACCUAUAGUUCCUGAUGGGGGAUACUUCAUCAUUGCUGAUGUGUCUUCACUAGAUGCAGACCUCUCUGGUAUGAAGGACAAUGAACCUUAUGAUUAUAAAUUUGUGAAAUGGAUGACUAAAAAUAAGAAACUGUCAGCCAUCCCGGUUUCAGCAUUCUGUAACUCAGAGACCAAGUCACAGUUUGAGAAGUUUGUGCGAUUUUGUUUCAUUAAAAAAGACAGUACACUGGAUGCUGCUGAAGAAAUCAUCAAAGCAUGGAGUAGACAGAACUCUUGAUACUUGCAGGCUUGGAUAGUUUCUUUUAGAUGACCUGGCAUAAAAUAGUUAUUUAGUGCUGCCACCUGCUGGAUAAUCAAAAACAAACACCGCUACAAACUAAAAUUUAAAAUAACCAUUAUUUUUCCAAAGAAGUUAAGCCCCAGAAUCAGGGAUCUGAUUUUUACACGUGUGAGUCAGUAUAGUAUUGUGGAUAAGAAGAGAUGAUGAUUAAUACAUAAUCUCUCUGUGCUUCGAUUUUCUUAUCAUAAAGAGGGAAUAAAUAGCACCCACUUUGUAUGAAAGUUGUGAGUUGGUGUAUGUAAUAAUGAAAAGAUGAUAUGUGCAAAUUUUUCAAACAAUAAACACUCAACUGAUGUUAGCCAGUUUUACUUCUUUGCCACUGUCUACCACCUCUUAACCAAUUACAUCCCUUGCAACUCCAUACAUAGUUUCUUCCCUUCAUUUACCUUUGGCUUUGAACUUUGUUUGCAGUUUGCCUCCUUUCCGAACUACACCAUCAUCUGAAAUGACUUCAAGGUCCACAUGGACUUCCUAGACUUUCAGUACUUUGACCCCCUCACCUUUGGUGAGAUUCACGUCCAUUCUGUUCUCCACUUCAGCCACCCACUUCCUUGGCACACCUUCAACCUUUCAUGAUUCAAAGCUGUUCCACCUUUGAGGUAAUAAAUUUAUCCUCUCAUACUCUAGUUAUCUAUCUUUACACCAUUCUCUCUCCCUCCUCUCUUUCUCUUUCUGUCCAACCUCCCCAACCCUUCCUCCUCUCAAAAUAUCACUUCUUUAAACCAAAUUCACUGUAAUUCACUAUCAAAUUCACUGUUUCUCAAAACAUGCUCCAUCACCCUCUUAGACCAGAAUCACUGGAUCCCUGUUGAAAUGGAUUCUGAGCUUCACCCCAGCCCAACUGAAUAAUCAUUUCAGGAUCUGACCCUUGCCAGGUGAUUCAUAACACCCCCUAAAGUUGGAUGACACUGCUGUCGUUUUUAGAAGCCUGUGUUUCAUUCCUAUCAGUAGUACACUGAUAUCUGAACUCCCUCAUCCAGCUUAGAUUUCAUCCUCCAGCCCUCAAACCAAGAUACUUGUGCUACUCUGAAUAACUUGUUCAUUGUCUGUUUCACCUACUGGGUCAAAAAAAGAAGAAAAAAACAAUGUCAGUCCUGGGGUUGAAACUUCAAGUUUGCACUGGGCCUGCUGAGCACUUCUGUAGCAAAAUGCAUGACUGGGCAGAUUCUAACCAGCAUGAAUACAAGUCAUUAACCUUAACUAGACUUAAUUCUUCUGUAGUUUGUUAAUCAGAGUUUUCUUCCUUUUACCACAGCACAAUCCUUAAUAUUUUCCCAUUCUCCAUAAUAAAAAGAUCAACCUCCAUUCUCCUCACACCUCAAAGUCUGUUACCACCAACACAAUAUAGGGCAUGACCUCAUCUUCCAUUUAUUUCUACAAAGAACAAAACAAAUGAAAAAAACAGCUAUUCAGCCAGCACUCCCAAGGGGGAUCCUACCAAUAAGCCUAUGACUUAAGUGCAUCAGCAUCCAUCCUUUCUUCAUUAAUACAACAUAAUAGUGUGCAAUAAUCAAAAUUAACAAACUGCAACUAUACACAGCAACGUGUGUGACUUUCAUUAAGAUUUUUUCACAAGUUUUCCCCACAGUACAGAAAAUCCUCACUUAAUAUUGACAGUAUCACAGAACCUGUGAAUUUAAGUGAAAUAAUGUAUAACAAAAGCAGGUCCUCAAGGUCAUUUCAUUCAAUAUAACUCUGGCUUGUUUUUUUUUGUUUUUUUUCUCUCAUUAAUGUUGUAAUAAAACAAUA